Molecule: messenger RNA, 1615 nt
Organism: Falco peregrinus (peregrine falcon)
Lineage: Eukaryota; Metazoa; Chordata; Aves; Falconiformes; Falconidae
Gene: ATF3
Product: activating transcription factor 3
Exons: 4
Coding region: 181-726 (181 amino acids)
Biological process (GO): regulation of transcription by RNA polymerase II
Cellular component (GO): nucleus
Molecular function (GO): DNA-binding transcription factor activity, RNA polymerase II-specific; RNA polymerase II cis-regulatory region sequence-specific DNA binding
Source: RefSeq, a predicted model, not a curated record
AUAUAAGGGGGGUGAUGCAACCGAGGCGAGAGGCAGAGGAGCGGGGAGCGGCGGGAGCUGCUCUCCCGGAGGAGGCAGCGGAGGAGAGGGGACGGCCACCGGGACGGCAGCGCUGCGGGACGGGCGCGGAGCCCCUUCCCUCCGGCCGGGACAACAGCAGCAGCAGCGGGAGGAAGCAAAAUGAUGGUCCAACACUCAGGCCAGGUAUCUGCAUUAGAAGUCAGCGCCUCGGCAAUUGUUCCCACUUUGUCCCCUGCAGGGUCACUGGGGUUUGAUGAUUUCACAAAUUUAACCCCACUGGUGAAAGAGGAACUGAGGUUUGCCAUUCAGAAUAAGCGUCAGUCCCACAGGAUGUCUUCUACAUUGGACACAGUUACAGUUUCUGAAAGACCAAUUGAAACAUCAAUCAUGAAAACAGAGUUUUCUCCUGAAGAGGAUGAGAGAAAAAAGCGAAGAAGGGAAAGGAACAAAAUUGCUGCUGCAAAGUGCCGAAACAAAAAGAAGGAAAAAACAGAAUGUUUGCAGAAAGAAUCAGAAAAGCUGGAAACUAUCAAUGCAGAAUUAAAAGCCCAGAUUGAAGAGCUAAAGAAUGAGAAGCAGCAUUUGAUAUACAUGCUAAACCUUCACAGGCCCACUUGUAUAGUUCGGGCACAAAAUGGAAGGACACCUGAAGAUGAAAGGAAUCUUUUUAUUCAACAGAUCAAAGAAGGCACAUUACAAGGCUAAGUGAUACAGCAAACAUGGGAAUAUUUAUAGUGUUUUUAACAACUACCAGAAUCCAUGGAGGAUCUGACAGAAUGUGUAGGAUUCUAUUAGUCAAGAGCCGUUAGGAAGGGCAGAUUGCUUUCUUAAAUGGAAAGAGUCAUUUUGGGUUAUCAUUGAUUCUUUCCCUUGGAAGAUGUGGUCUCAACCAAACUGAAGAGCCUUCUGCCUCAAAUAUAGGUUUUGCACCUGUCUACUUGCUGUUCCUAGGAGUUACAGACAACAGCUUCAGAAGUUUUAGCUCUCUGCUAGUAUACAGUAUCUGCACUCACAAUGUUUGUGCUAGAACACUAUGACUUCUGAUGAUGCACCAUGGUACAGACAGCUGUGCUGGAUGGACGCUACUUUUCCUUGUUGCUGGUUGGGAAAUCAGACUGAGAGUAUUUUUAAAGUUUUGAAGUUUCCAGAAGGAUGGUUUCUGGCAGAAUAUAUUGAUAUGUAAUGUUGCAUUCUAACCUAACACACAAACUACACAAAAAGCCUUUAGUUCCAACUAAGCUUUGUCUUUUUUUUUUUUUUUCCACAACACUUGUGUGGGUUUUUUCUAUGACUCAUCUCAGAGACUGAAUUUGGAGAGUCUAGUAGGUGUGACAAAGAAAUAUUUCUUGCAAAAUAUCCAUGUAGCUAAGCUUGUAUUUUAUGAGCUGGAACCCCACCUACUAUCCUUUGGGGACUACAAUUUUCCCUUGAAUUGUUGAAGAGCAGCUUGUACCACCACUUGGUGACUUGGUGAAUUGGACCCGCUGGAAACAGGAAAUUAACUAUGGAGGGAUAUCAAUACAGGUUUUGCCUGAGUUGCAGGACUGAAUCCCAAGUUCAUGGAUCAUGAAAACUUAAAAAAAAAAAAAAUAAA